AAACUCGAUGUUCCCUCAAUUAUUUCGUUUAUAAUUACCUAAAACACGUACGUAGCAAUAGUUAUAUAUCAUAAAUAUAUAAUAUAGAUGCUGUACUGAUGCAAAGAUCUUCCGCAUUAAUUCUGAUUAGCGUCACAUUGCAAUAAGAAUAUUUUAGCGUAUGCAGAAUUACAUUGGCAUGAUUCCCAAUUAUAUUUAAAGGCCCUUCGAUUGGUCAACAUUAAUGCAUUGCAAAUAGGAACAUUGGCAACAGCUGAUACGAAUCAUAAAAGUCGACUUGAACUUUGUCUACAAGGCGGACGUAUUGCUUAUUAAUUUUUAUUAAGUUUUAAAUUAAUAAUGGCGCCAAUCAAAAUAACAGAAAAGAAGUGGAAUAAACCUCCAACUGCAAUUUAUGAAAAUAAUUACGGAUAUGGAAUCAAUUUCUAUCAACCAAUGAUCGAUUACAUAGACGCCAAAGAACGAGGCGAAACUGUAAAACCACCUCAUCUGCCGUGGAAUAAUGAGAGAGGUUUGGAGAAAUACAGAUUUAAUGAACCAAUCAAAUCGUAUUCGGAGCAAGAUUUAAAAAAAAUGUCUCGUGAAAUUUCUGCUCAAGCAAAAAAGGACCGUAGUUAUUUAAGUGUUGGUGCUAGAUCACCUUUUUCGGUGAUUGCGACGGCAGCUGCUACAAAUUUAACAAAACAUAUUGAAACUGAGAGUGUCUCAAUAAAAUCAAGAAAAAAGAAAGUGGAGAAGGACUAUUUAAAAUCAGAAAAACAAAAUAAAAUGUAUAAAGAAGUGGAACGGGAACUGGCAAGGCUUGGAGCAAAUGUAGAAUUAGAAGCUGAACUCAAGUCCAAUUCCAAACUUUAUCGGGGUAAAUCCGCUAGGGCAAUAGCUCAAACUUUACUUGAUCAAAGUAGGCUCAGUACUAACAAAGGCAAAGUUCAAAUGAAAAACAUUCAUAAUGAUGAAACUAUUAAGUACAUCGAUCAAAACAAAACAUCCAAAUACGGCGAUGACAAAACUGCGACGGAUUAUAAAAUUACAUCAAUUAAAACAAUAAAUGACUCAUCGCCAAAAAUUUGCGUCGUACAAAUCGAAACAGAGAUCCCUCCCAUCAACAAUGAUUACAUCGAGAAAAUUAACGAAUUGAAAGAAACUAUAAAACUAUUUGACAAAAUCGAUACAACUAUUUUAAUUAAUAGAAGGUACAAUAAGAUCUAAGUAAUCUUAAAAUUGGGAGUACUAGAAACAUAUUAUUAAUAUUAU
Molecule: messenger RNA, 1254 nt
Organism: Leptidea sinapis
Lineage: Eukaryota; Metazoa; Arthropoda; Insecta; Lepidoptera; Pieridae
Product: paramyosin, short form-like
Exons: 1
Coding region: 340-1209 (289 amino acids)
Source: RefSeq, a predicted model, not a curated record